Molecule: messenger RNA, 1731 nt
Organism: Indicator indicator
Lineage: Eukaryota; Metazoa; Chordata; Aves; Piciformes; Indicatoridae
Product: hexosaminidase D-like
Exons: 13
Coding region: 1-1731 (576 amino acids)
Biological process (GO): carbohydrate metabolic process
Molecular function (GO): hexosaminidase activity
Source: RefSeq, a predicted model, not a curated record
AUGACCUUCCAGAGGAGCCACAGGUUGAACCUGCUGCGUCUCGUCGUGCUGCUCCUUGUAGCUUUGGCUGGCAUCAAGUUCCUCUUUCGUGACAGCCUUACCCUGGAGCUGCACAAGCAUGUCAGCAAGGACAGCAGGUUCUGGGGGGACACAGGAGACACCAGCCAGGACACUGGCCCCCAGAGCCAGGCUCUGGAGCUCUCUGCAGCAAAGAUAAUGGCCCUGAGGGGAGAACAUGGACAGCAGAUCACCAGGGACUUCAGUGCCACUGAGAUGAGGCUGGUCCACCUGGACCUCAAGGGAGCUGCACCCAGGGUCUCCUACUUGGAGCAGGUCUUCCCCCUCCUGUCCCAGCUGGGAGCCAGUGGCAUCCUCGUCGAGUAUGAGGACAUGUUCCCUUUCAAGGGAGACCUGGAGAUCCUCAAGUCCCCCUUCGCUUACAGUGAGGAGGACAUUGAGCGGAUCCAACAGCUGGCUGAGCUCCACAAGCUGGAGGUGGUUCCUCUGGUGCAGACAUUUGGGCAUGUGGAGUUCAUCCUCAAGCACCAGAAGUACCAGCACCUGCGGGAGGUUGAGCGCUUCCCCAACAGCUUCAACCCCCAUGUCCCUGACACCCUGUCUCUGCUCAAGAGCAUCUUGUCCCAGGUGAUUGAGAAGCACAGGCACUCCACCUGGAUCCACAUCGGAGCAGAUGAGGUCUUCCAUCUUGGGGAGGGGAUGGACUCCAAAAACUGGAUGAGCCGCAACAAGGGUGACACAGGAACCAUGUACCUGAAUCACAUCAAGGAGGUGCUGGGUUUCAUCUCCACACAGAACUGGGGGCUCCAGGCGCUCAUGUGGGAUGACAUGCUGAGGAAGAUCAGCGUGGGAGCUCUGCGGGAGUCUGGGAUAGCAAAGCUGGUCUCACCCGUGGUGUGGUUCUAUGCCCCCGACUUUGAUGCUGAGCAGAUCGGGCCAUUCCUCACCAAGUAUGCAGAUAGUGGCUUCAAGGCAGUGUGGUUUGCCAGUGCCUUCAAGGGCACCACAGGACCAGCACAGACCUGGCCCCCCCUGAGCUACCACCUGAAAAACCACCUGAGCUGGCUGAAGGUGAUAGAGGCACUGCCACGGCUGGCCCCGCUUCACUUCCAGGGCAUUGUCCUCACUGGCUGGCAGAGGUACGAUCACUAUUCGGUGCUCUGUGAGCUGCUGCCCGUUGGCAUUCCUUCCCUGGCCAUCUCCCUGCAGACUCUGGUGAAUGGGGGCUUCACUGAAGAGACGAAGAGGAAGAUCCUGGACUCACUGGGCUUCCAGAGCAUGCAUCUAGAGCAGAGCACCUGUGAGGGCAGGGGAAUAUUCCCGGGUGCAGAGAUCUACCACAUGGUCCAGCAGGUUAAUGACCAUCUGAAGGAGAGCAUCCUUAAAGCCCUGGAGGAGGAGAGUGCCAUCAAGGGCUGGUUCAGCCCCUAUCAUCGGAAGCACCAGUUUGGAAACCCCCGCAACAUGGAGAGCUUUGGCAGCAAGGUGCUGAAGCUCCAUGAGGACUGGGAGAGCUUCGUCCAUGACCUGCGUAAUCAACUGGAGAAGGUCUACUUCCCUGACACAGUGGAGGAGUGGAUGGAGGAGAAUGUCAGCCCCUACCUGGACCAACUGCGGGACCUGGUGCAGGACUACCAGGCUAUCAUCCGCCUCAACGGACGGCCCAAGGUGACACAGGGACCACGGUCCCCCCAGUUCCCGCUGUCCCUUUAA